GUUUACUACAGCUAGGAAUGGUCUUACAUGUCAUGACUUAGUUAUCGGGGACGGAGGGGCAUUCAGCGCGCAGAAGCGGGCAAGAAUGAAGUCCUCAGGCUUCGCCAUAAAGUCUAAGAAGACUCCUUUUCAGAAACAUAAGGAAGCUGAGGAGGAGCGCAAAAAGAAAGCCGAUGAGGAGGCAGCACGUGUGUAUGAGGAGUUCGUGGAAUCGUUCUCCUCCGCGCCAGAGCCAAAGCGGGGCGGUGGCUUUGUGAGGGGUGGCACGGUGCUACCUGGCAGCAAGCCCACUGAUGCCCCGGCGCCCGUGGGUCUGUCCAGCAAGAAGACUACCAAGUAUGUGCCUUCCUUCCUGCCGCCCUCGGCCGCGGCCUUCGAUGCCGCGCCCAAGCCCAAGGCGUUCGACGAUGACGAGUCUGUGUUCCAAGCGCCGGCCAAGAAGACCGACAAGGACAAGCCUCGCAACAUUGACAAGAUGUUGGAGCAGCUUAAAAAGGAGCAGGAGAUGCGGGAUAAGGGGAUCCCGGAGCCGGGUCCGGAGCGGGCCCCCUUCGGCAUGGACGGCGGCUUUGGCGGGGGCAGCUUUGGCGGCGGCGCCGGCGGCGCUGGACCCUUUGGCGGCGCCGGGGGCGUCCGCGGGGCCAUGGGUGGCUCCUUCGACCACGGCGACCCCUUCACCACCAACCUGUAUGUGGGCAACCUGUCCCAGGAGACUGACGAGGAGGUACUGAAACGCGAGUUCGGGCGCUUCGGCGCCAUUGCCAGUGUCAAGGUCAUGUGGCCACGUGACGAGGAGCAGCGGCGCAAGGGGCGCAACUGCGGCUUUGUGGGGUUCAUGAAACGCGACGACGCGGAGAUGGCGAUGCGGAAGUUGCAGGGCAUCAUCCUGCACGGCAACGAGCUGCAUAUCGGCUGGGGCAAGGCCAUCCCGCUGCCCGCCAUCCCCAUCUACGACCCGCGCGAGGGCGCCGUGGUGUCCGCCAUCCCCGCCGCCGCCACCCGGCCCGCGCACCUGCUGCCCGACCUGGUCAUCCCCAAGAAAGCCUACAACGACGACCACAGCGUGCACAGGGGCACCGGCACGGACAUUGAGAUCAAGGUGCCGGAUGACCCGCGCCUGAGGUACAUCAUCGACACGCUGGCGGUGUACGUGCUGCAGGACGGCUGCGCCCUUGAGCAGGCUGUGAUGGAGGCGGAGCAAAAGAACUUCGACUUCGCCUUCCUAUUCGACCUCAAGUCCUCGGAGCACCUCUACUACCGCUGGCGGCUGCACUCGCUGUCGGAGGGCGACACGCUGCGCACCUGGCGCAUCGAGCCCUACUGCAUGGUGCACGGCGGCCAGCGCUGGGUGCCGCCGCCCAUGACCACCCUGGCCGAGCCCAGUGAGCUGGACGACCGCACCGCGGCGCAGAAGGCCGACGGCAGCGGCCCGGCGGCGCCGCGCGAGCGCGAGCGGCCGCUGUCCGACAGCGAGCGCGACCGCUUCGAGGACAUGCUGCGGUUCCUCACCGUGGAGCGCUCCGACAUCUGCGACGCCAUGAUGUUCUGUCUGAGUGCGGCGGACGCGUGCGGCGAGAUCGUGGACAUCCUGGCCGAGAGCCUCAGCCUGAGUGAGACGGCGGUGCCGCUCAAGAUCGCGCGCCUGUUCCUGCUGUCAGACCUGCUGCACAACGCCACCGCGCCCGUGCGGAACGCCUCGAGGUACCGCGUCAAACUGCAGGCGGCGCUGCCGGACGUGUUCGAGAGCCUGAACGAGACGUACCGCGGCGCCGACGGCCGCAUGCUGCAGGAGGCACUGCGGCGGCACGUGCUGCGCGUGCUGCGCUGCUGGCGCGACAAGUACAUCUUCACAGACGACUACCUUAACGGCCUGCAGGCCGUGUUCCUGACCACGGGCAGCAGCACGGAGAAGGCGCUGGGCGACAACCCCAGCCUGCGGGCCGAGCUGGAGGCGGCGGAGCAGGAGGAGCUGGAGCGGCGGGCUAAGCUGGCGGGCCUGAGCACACGCGGCGGCAAGGCGGCCAUGAUCGACCGCUUCCUCAUCUUGGACCACUACCUGCACGCCGACUCGAGACCCGUGUUCGACCCCACCCGCCAGCAGCAGCAGCAGCAACAGGCGGGUGCCAACGCGGACGCACCGCUGCCGCCUCCCGCACAGCCUCGGCCGGUGGUCAAGGACGAGCCGGAUGUGGCGGCGGCCCCCGCAGUGCCUCAGUCGCGGUGGACCACCGUGGACGAGCAGGAGGAGCGCCAAAAGCUGCCGCAGAUGCCCAUCAGCAAAUGGCUGCUUCAGGAGCAGGACCAGGACGCCCGGCUGGCGGCGCUGGAGGCGCAGCUCCGAGAGCUGGACGAGAUGGACACGGGGGCGGCGGAGGCGGCAGUAGCAGCCCAGGCCGCGGCAGCAGCAGCCGCGGCAGCAGGCGCCGGCGUCGGGCCCGGCAGCGCGGCGUUCGCUGCGCAGGCGGCGGCGCAAGGAGGCGGCGGCGGUGCCUCGGGCGGCGGAGGCGGUGGCAUCAAGCAGGAGACGUGGCGGGCGGCCGCGGAGGAGGAUGACAAGAUAUUCAGUGACGACGAGGAGGACGGCGGGCCCGGUGCGGGCGGCACCGAGGAGGGCGGCAUGGCAGGGGCUCGGUCAGGGUCGCUCGCCACGCCGCGUGCUGACUCGGCUGCGGACGCGGCGGCGGCGGUAGCUGAUGAGGAGCGGCGGCGGCGGCUGCGUGAGAUAGAACUGUCGGUGGCGCGACUGGAGGCCGAGCUGGAGGAGCAGGGUGUGGGCAAGGACGAGCUGGCGGCGCGGCUGGCGGCGCGGCGCGCUGAGCUGGUCGGGGAGCUGGACCGGGAGCAGACGGCUCGGGCGGCGUCGCUGGACAAGUGGCGCAGCCGGCGCGGCUCCGCAGCGGCGGAAGGAUCGGAGCCGGGCAGCAGCGGCCGCGACCGGGACCGGGACCGGCGAGACCGUGACCGGGACCGGGAAAAGGACAGGGAGCGGGACCGAGACCGGGACCGGGACCGGGAACGCGACUCCAAGAGCCACAAGGAGAGCAAGAGCAAGGACAAGGACAAGGACCGCGACCGGGAACGCGACAGAGACAGAGACCGUGAUCGGGACAGGGACAGGGAGCGGGACCGGGAGAAGGACCGGGACAGGAAGCGGGAGCGGGAGGGCAAGGAGCGGAAACGCAGCCGGAGCCGUAGCCGGGGGCGGAGCGGAGACAAGGAGCGGCGGCAUGAGAGCCGGAGCCGCAGCCGGGGGCGGGACUCCAAGGACAAACGCAGUCGGCGGUGACACUGAAGCGUGUGGGUAGGCCAAUAGCUAGGCUCAGGUGUGCCGGGUCUCGACAGUGUUAGGCAGGUUUCGGCGUGAGGCGGAGGUCUGCGGAGCGUGACUUCCGUAUGAGGCAGGUGCAGACAGCGGAUGGGACACGUGCAGGAGGCAGGGGCGUGAACUGGCACUGGUCGCCUGCUCACGGUGCGGCAUGCAUUUUGCGAUCGGCUGGGAGCAGACCGCAUGGAAUGGGCACAGCAGAUGUCCCCGUGACUGCGUCUCGGUGUAACACUGGCCCGAG
This is a messenger RNA of Chlamydomonas reinhardtii, 3566 nucleotides long. RefSeq lists its product as uncharacterized. Gene Ontology annotation, molecular function: RNA binding. The coding region runs from base 86 to 3286 and encodes 1066 amino acids. NCBI's taxonomy places the organism in Eukaryota, Viridiplantae, Chlorophyta, Chlorophyceae, Chlamydomonadales, Chlamydomonadaceae. Gene Ontology annotation, biological process: RNA processing. Gene Ontology annotation, cellular component: nucleus. The record is from RefSeq and is a predicted model, not a curated record. The transcript is spliced from 23 exons.